Messenger RNA from Castor canadensis (American beaver), 1190 nucleotides. Lineage: Eukaryota; Metazoa; Chordata; Mammalia; Rodentia; Castoridae. The record is from RefSeq and is a predicted model, not a curated record.
AUGGCCAAGGCCAUGCCCAAGACAAAGGACAGUGCCAAAGAGAAAGUGAGCGGGGGACGGAAGCGGGGCGGUCGGGUCGCCGCCGGCGGCGCGGAGGAGGGCGGCGGCCGGUGCCCGGCGGGCGUGGCCGGGAAGUCCGGCGGCGGGAUGGUGACGCAGCUGGGGCUGCACGAGCUGCUGCACGUCUUCUCCUUCCUGGAGGCGCGAGACCUGCUGCGCGCCGCGCAGGUGAACAAGGUGUGGAAUGAGGUUUCAAGGACCAAGGAACUGUGGAGGCAGUUGUGUCUGAGACGCUGGUCCUCCUGCAAAGCCUCCCAGAUGGUUUUGAGCACACAGACGUGGAAGCAGUACUAUCUCUGCCGGUCUGAGCUGGAGUUCCGAGUGGAAUCUGGGCGCCCAGAAGACUUCACCUGCAAAGCUAUUGAUGGGCAUACAGGACAGAUAGAUCAGCUGGCUUACAUCUCAACCAAUGAGUACCGGUUUGAUGGAAGGGAGAAGUCUGUGGUUUGCACCGUGUCCACUGACUGUACUGUGCGUGCCUGGGAUUUGCGUGAGGUUUGCUGGAAGUGACAAUUUCCUUCCAAGUGAACUUAGUACACAAGAGAGCCAUGGCCGGUGAGAAGAGGGACCACAGACCAGGACUAAUCAGUGCAUCAGGAGACCUUGCUGAGCCCAGGUCCUGGCUUAACCUUGAUUCCUUGUGGGAAAGAGACCUGCCUGCGGGUUGUGGAUAUGUGGCUACAGGUAGGCUUGGGCUCAGGGACCCUUGGGUAGCAAGACCUGAGGGCUGGGGCCAUUCAUAGUUGGCAGAAUGAAAAGAUUUUAGCAGACCUUCAAAUAGAUUGAACACAGUUCUUUGGGCCAGAGGCCAGCACAGUUUUUCUUUCAAGAGCUAGUCAGUAACUAUUUUAGGUUUCAUAGGCCACAGUCUGUCAUAACUACUAACUCUGUGGUUGUAGCACUAAAGCAUCAUAGACAAUACAUAAACAAAUGAGAGUAGCUGUAGUCUAAUAAAAUCUGUAUUUAUGAACACUGAAAUAUGAAUUCCACAUUAUUUUCAGAUGUCAUGAAAUAUUCUUUUGAAUUUUUUUAAGCCAAAUAAUCCAACAAUAGGCAAUGGACUAGAUUUGGCUGCAGGCCAUAUGUGCUGGACUCUGUCCAGUCUGGGAUAUCUGGGAACCAGAGGUUGU